AUGGAGAGGGUGGCGGCGCUGGUGGCCGCCCUCUGGCUGCUCGGAGCGGCGGCCGAGCUCACGCUGCCGCCGUCAGCGUUCAUAGUGCACUCUGCCAGCUGGGGCUUCACGGAGGGCGACGUGCCGCCGGAGGAGGUGCUCAAGAGCUUCGGCGGAAACACGGAGUGCUGGUGUAAGCAGUCCUGUCUAUCGCAGCCGGCCUGUCUCAGCUGGUUUUACGAGGCUGAUGUUAGCUCCUGCACCCACCUUAGUGUUCGGGGGAACACCGGUGGCCUACGACCGGCCACGGCCAGUCCAGUCUUCUACAGACAUGCUCUCGCGUUCCUGGGCGACUGGUGUGCCGAUGACCGCGAGUGCAGCUUUCUGACGUCGGGUGUGGCCACGUGCCAGUCAAACACCUGCUUCUGUCCGGUGGGACUGGCACCGAUCAACAAAACAACGUGUGGAGAAAUACUGCCGAACGAAGCCACCUCGACCAAUGUCCCGUCAACUGAAGCCUCCUCAAUCAUUACCACUGCGGCAACGAUGGCCGGCGUAGACGCACCAGCAACCUCUAAUGCACCUCCUUCAGCCGCGUCAUCCACUGCGUCAACAACACCGCCAACAACAGCGUCCACAACCACUCCGGCAGCACCGACCGAGCCAUGCGUUCAUGGCCAAUUCUACCCGGAUGAGACUGACUGCCGCAGCUUCUUCACUUGCUCCAACGGAGUGCUGGUUCCUCAGAGCUGCGGCACUGGAACAGCAUGGGAUCAGAGCAUCCUGACGUGUAACCUGCUGUCAGCAGUGGUCGGGUGUGUAUAGGUAGUGAAGCCAGUGACGCCGCCAAUUUUAGCGGUAGGACUACCAUCGCGUCAGUCAUUCAUUAACCCUCGCCCGCACAUGGGAGGGGGGUGGGUGGUUGCCACCCUCCCCCCCCAGGUAGUUGUUCUGUUCUGCACCAAACAUUUUCAGAGAUAGAAGCCUGUUUUUUUUGUAUAGCUGCUCCUCUAUCCUUUCUGAGCGUCCACUGAAAAUUUCAAGUUUCUGUGAUCAAUGAUUGACCUAAUGAGGCAGAAUUGGGUACCAUUGGAUUCGUCUCUUCCCAAAGAAUUUGUAGGUCUUGCGGCAAAGCUCUAUCUCUAGCAGGAACGAAAUUGCGCGAGGGGGGUGGCAACACCCCCCCCCCCAUGUGUGUUUUAGGAUGAGAAAAUGGCAUGUGCAGGCGAGGGUUAAUAUUGCUAUAGACAAAGGAAACCUUCAGUUCAUGGGUUCCGCGGUUACCCGGCUAGUCAUAAAAUGAGGCGCCUUAUCAACGGCGUGAAGCUGUGAAUGCUCUACACGGCCCGCGGCAUUCUCACAAUAUGCAACUACUUUCACGGAAUUCUUUUCAUUCUCAACCACCCCGUUUACAUGUGUCGUUCAGCCUGAACGUGGAUAUCCAAUCAGCCAGAGCACGGAUAAAUACGGGGCCAACAGCCCCGUCUAUAUGAGCGCUAUCGAAAAGAAAACACGCCACGGAUGAAUUCCGUUACGCGGGGACAUACGUAUACCUCCGCAGCGCGCGCCGAGCGCGCGAGCGCGGGGCGUCAGUCUCUCCGCGUCGCGGCCCCGGAGGGACCGCCUCGGGCAAGGCCUCGCGCGGCGUCGACCGGCGUCGCCCGUCCGGCCAAUCACGUUCCAGCCAGCCACGGUUAUCAAAAGCUAUUGGUCGGCCGACGUAGAUUCUUUGUCGCCCGGGAGACUGCGAUUUGCGAGCGCAAGGCCCUAAAUACAUGCGAGCGUAUAUCUCCCAGUAAUUCGUUGGAGAUAUUUGUACGGCGCAAGCGUCAGUUUUGCGCGCUUUUACCAAUCUACAUGAGUCGAAACCUACGUUUUUAUUCGCUUGACGGUUAUAUCCAUUCUACUCGUCAUUUUCUCUGACUCAUGCGAACGGGGUGAAUGUCUAUGUAUUUGUGAACGGAGUCGUCUUCUCAUUACAGCUUCGUUAUCAUUCUUACAUUUAAUGUUUAUGGUCGAUAAUGACCUUAUUGUGUU
This is a messenger RNA of Amphibalanus amphitrite, 2016 nucleotides long. RefSeq names its product chondroitin proteoglycan 1-like. The record is from RefSeq and is a predicted model, not a curated record. Gene Ontology annotation, cellular component: extracellular region. The transcript has 5 exons. The coding region runs from base 1 to 804 and encodes 267 amino acids. Gene Ontology annotation, molecular function: chitin binding. NCBI's taxonomy places the organism in Eukaryota, Metazoa, Arthropoda, Thecostraca, Balanomorpha, Balanidae.